Calidris pugnax (ruff) is the source of this 935-nucleotide messenger RNA. RefSeq names its product protocadherin-15-like. The record is from RefSeq and is a predicted model, not a curated record. Gene Ontology annotation, cellular component: stereocilium; adherens junction; catenin complex. Lineage: Eukaryota; Metazoa; Chordata; Aves; Charadriiformes; Scolopacidae. Gene Ontology annotation, biological process: homophilic cell-cell adhesion; inner ear development; calcium-dependent cell-cell adhesion. The transcript is spliced from 9 exons. Gene Ontology annotation, molecular function: cadherin binding; calcium ion binding. The coding region runs from base 21 to 935 and encodes 304 amino acids.
UGAGUGAAGUUUGACAGAAGAUGUUGCAGCGGUUUUGUGUCUGGAGAUGGUUAGCUCUAGGAACUGCAGUUGCUACCAUCUUAGCAGGCGGUUCGGCCCAGAAUGAUGAAGACUGGCAAUAUGAGGAUUGCAAGUUGGCCAGAACAGGUCCUCCAGCCACAAUAGUUCCUAUUGAUGAAGAAAGUCGGAACGGCACUAUCCUGGUUGACAACAUGCUGAUCAAAGGGACCGCAGGAGGACCGGACCCCACCAUUGAGCUCUCCUUAAAGGACAACGUGGACUACUGGGUGAUCCUCGAUCCCAUCAGCCAGAGGUUAUACCUGAACAGCACUGGCCGAGUUCUGGACAGAGAUCCGCCAAUGUCCAUUCAGUCCAUCGUGGUGCAAGUCCAGUGCGUUAACAAGAAGGUUGGCACCAUUAUCAACCACGAAGUACGAAUUGUGGUGAGAGACAGGAACGAUAACUCGCCCCAGUUCCAGCAGCAGCGAUACUACGUGGCAGUAAAUGAGUUAACUCCAGUUGGAACAACCAUCUUUACAGGAUUUUCUGGAAACAAUGGUGCUACUGACAUUGAUGACGGUCCGAACGGCCAGAUAGAGUAUGUCAUCCAGUACAAUCCUAAUGACAAGACUUCCAACAGGACCUUUGAUAUUCCUCUCACUUUGUCCGGAGCAGUAGUUUUACGGGAAAGGCUAAAUUAUGAAGAAAAGACACGUUAUUUUGUCAUUGUUCAAGCAAAUGACCGAGCCCAAAAUCUCAAUGAGCGAAGGACAAGUACAACCACCCUGACAGUAGACGUGCUCGAUGGGGACGAUUUGGGACCAAUGUUUCUUCCUUGUGUCUUGGUGAAUAACACUCGUGACUGCAGACCUCUCACCUACCAAGCGAGCUUGCCAGAACUGACUGAUCCUAAUAUCCUGAAGAAGCACUUUUGA